Messenger RNA from Symbiodinium necroappetens, 1272 nucleotides. The record is from the annotation of a GenBank genome assembly. Lineage: Eukaryota; Dinophyceae; Suessiales; Symbiodiniaceae.
AUGGCAUCGAUUCCCACGAUCUUCGCCACGGAGUGGGCAGAUGCCAGGUUGGCCAUAAGACUCACAAUGCUCAACACGAGCUGGCAGAGGGUCAUGGUUGAGUGGCUAGAAGUACAGACGUCCGUCGAUCUCAGAAACGCAUGCGAUGCCGAACUGACCUCUGUAAGUCGUUUGUGCCCAAAGCUGGAGUCCUUGGACAUCAGUGACAGCGAGGCGCUGACAUCAUCGGCUGUUGUGGAUGCCCUUCGAAGGUGCCCAAACCUGAAAACCUUAAUUGCAUGGGGUUCCAACCCGGCGCAAACUCUGCGCGGUUGGCGAGCAAUCCAGGAGGCCAAGCCAGAUCUCGCGGUAGUCGGACGCCAAGCCCGCUUGGUGAUUCGGGUUCGUGCACCCAACCUGGGCUGGGAUCGGGAGGUACGGUUCGAUGUGAGAGAGGGUUUGCCGCUGGGUAAACUGAUGGAAACAUGGUGCAGCCGCUUUGGGAUCUCGUCAUCGCAGGUUCGUUUCCUGUCGGACGGCGAGCGCAUCUCCCCAAGCGACACCUGUGCUUCCUUGGGUCUAAAAGAUGGCGACGAGCUGGAUGCAGUUCUUGAGCAAAUGAACAUAGGCCAGUGGCAAGCGCUCGACGUCCCGGAAGCUUCUAUGACGCAGCUUGACCGACUUCUACAUGGCAAGUUAGAGCCGCAUCAGGUUGCCAAGGAGACGGUCCUUUCCAUAGCUCGCUCGGUUCUUGCCCCGGCUGCAUCACCCCGGUUGCAAACGAUGAACUCGGUGCAAGGCGAAGUGGCUCUCCCGUGGAAAUCCUGUAAAGUUCUGGAUCGUGAUCAAUGCAAGAAGCUCGUGGAGUGGACAGAAAGCUCCUUCGAGCGGGGGCAAGAUGUUCAUGACUUCCAGCUGCGGCUCACGGCUGCCCAGCUGGAUCAGCUGACCUGUGACAACACCAGCAGGACUCUCACUGCCUGCGCGGAGAGUGUACUGAAUGGGCAGGAGGUGGCCCCGCCCUAUUUCAUCCUGCGUCGGCAUGCCGCCAGUGACAGACAACGGCUUCGAAUACCUUUCCAUCGAGACUACAGCCUCGCAGUGGUCAACGUGAGCUUGAAUUCGGAGUACACCGGCGGAAAGCUCAUGUUUGUGGAUGGUGCUCGUCUCAUAUGCCCAGAACGAAAACCUGGCUGCGCCACCGCGCACAAUCAGACUGCCAUCCAUGGCGUUUCCAGCAUAACAGCUGGAGUGCGAUACAACCUUUUGGCAGCUUUCGAUUCAGCAGAGUAG